GGUGGAGCCAUCCGUCGCUGGUGGGGGAGCCAAGAGAGCAGUGAAGGAAGAAGAGAGCUAUUAGUAAGAAGGUGCGUGACCCACCUGAGCCACCACUCCAUGUAAACAACUCGACGUUAAACUCUCUUGAAAAGUUAAGGUUUGCAACAAAGAUAAAAGAUAACUGAGAAAAUAAGUGUUCCAACUUGUGGAACUGCUGUUAAUCUGUUGGACGAAUAUAGUUGACACGAGGUAGAAAGGUGUACUUAAGCAAGUUUCAGGGUGGUGUGUCAGUAGCCUAACAAGGCAGUGUAAAGCUACAAGCCAGGAGUGUCAUGGAUGCUUCCAUCAACGACCUCAGUACCCACACAAACACCCACCCAGAGGAGGCCACUCAUGGACACAACCUCAGUAAUGGCGACGACGAUGGGCUGGAGACGCGAGUGCGAGUGAGCGGAGUGCCAGUACACGCACGCCAGGAGGAGCUGGAGCGCGUCCUCCGCAGUGUGGGCGACGUCGAGAAGUGUGAGAAGUAUGCCUCCAGGGACGGUCAUACACAGGUGGUGCAUGUAACGUAUGAAACCAUGGAUGCAGCAAGGGAGGCAGCCCAGCGACUCAAUGGUUACAACUUAGAAGGCGGUAUUCUUCGUGUGGAUCGUUUAAUGGACCGGAGGCGUGGACCAAGAGGUGCCAUGGGUGGUGGACCAAUGAGUGGAGGACGCAUGGGAGGCCCUGGAACUACUUCUCCAUCUCAACGACAAACAGACUUUCCUCUUCGUAUCCUAGUUCUGAGUGAGAUGGUAGGAGCUAUUAUUGGUCGUCAAGGGUCCACUAUCCGGACAAUCACACAGCAGACCCGUGCCAGAGUAGAUGUUCACAGAAAGGAUAAUGCUGGAUCUUUGGAGAAAGCCAUUACUAUUUAUGGCAAUCCUGAGAAUUGCACUAAUGCUUGCAAACGAAUAUUAGAGGUUAUGCAAGAGGAAGCAGAUAACACCAAUAAGGGGAUUUUGGAAGACCUGCAAGAGGAGGCUGAAAACACAAGCAAGGGAGAGGUUCCCCUGAAGAUUCUUGCUCACAACAACCUCAUUGGCCGUAUCAUUGGGAAAGGAGGAACUACUAUCAAAAAAAUUAUGGAUGAUACUAGUACCAAGAUUACUGUGUCAAGUAUCAAUGACAUCAACAGCUUCAAUUUAGAAAGAAUCAUAACUAUAAAGGGAAACAUUGAAGAUAUAGCUAUGGCAGAGAAUAUGAUAAGUGCUCGCUUGAGGACGAGCUAUGAGAGCGACUUGCAAGCAUUUGCUCCACAGAGUGCCAUGUUCCCAGGUUUACAUCCAAUGGCUAUGAUGUCCACAGUAGGGUUUGGUCUCCCGCGUGGCAGUAGUGGUGGUGCAGGCAUGGGCAUGUAUGGAUCUUCACCAACCUCAUAUCCGCCACUUUAUCCAACACCUAUACCUGGCCAGCAAGGUUCGCAGGGCUCUGAGGUGUGCGAGGAAGUAGCAUUCCUCUACAUCCCCAAUUCUGCAGUUGGUGCUAUCAUUGGGACAAAAGGAUCACACAUACGCAACAUUAUUCGAUUCAGUGGAGCAUCUGUUAAAAUAGCACCUUUGGAAGAAGAUGGACGACCCACAGAACAAACUGAAAGAAAAGUAACUAUUGUUGGCACUCCAGAAGCUCAAUGGAAGGCACAGUUCCUGAUCUUUGAAAAAAUUCGUGAGGAAGGUUAUGGUGUUGGAGUCGAGGAUGUGCGAUUAACUGUCGAGAUUGUUGUUCCAUCUUCACAGGUUGGACGCAUAAUUGGUAAAGGAGGUCAGAAUGUGCGUGAUCUUCAACGUCAAACUGGUUCAGUAAUCAAGCUUCCCCAACAAGGAUCCACUACUUCAGAAGAAACUACCGUCCACAUCGUAGGCCCCUUUUUUUCUGUACAGUCAGCCCAGCGCCGCAUCAGAGCAAUUAUCCAGAUGUCAACAGCCCCUAGUAGUGGGCGUAUUACCCGGGUACCUUUGACAUCACGGAUGCAGUGAGGUCAUACAUAGAGAUGACAUCGUAAACAAGUUCUGCCCACAUGCCAGCGCCACGCCCCAAGCAACAUACCAAAGAGACGGAGAUGUUGGAGCUUAGGACUGACUGUGUGUGUCGGCGGCUUCCCUCACUUGACCUCGCUUGCUUGCUUGUUUUGCCUCAGGGGCCCAGGCUGGUUGACCUGAGCUUGACUAACACAUCACAGAUCUCCGGGGGAUUGUCUGAAGUAGAGUAUUUGCAGUGUAGCUGUUGGAUUGAUUUGCGUUGAUGUAUAUGUAUGGUGUUGUUUUGUUUUAUCAUAGAAUAUGAUUUUGUUUACAGCGGAUGUGAAAUGCUUCUAGUGAUUGCCUUUCAAGAGAUAUUCAGGUAAUACCUUUGUCUUUAUAUAAUGAGUGUGAUGUGCACUUGCAUUGGAUGUCACCCACCCUGGGCCCCAGACACGAGUUGUGACAAAGGUGCAUCAAGUAGCAGAGAGAGCAUUGUGUUGUGUAGUACCCAAGCCGAUUGUGCACAUUUAUGUGCAUGUAGGCAUGUGUGUGCAUAUGGUAAAUGCACCUGAGGCUCCUGUGUUGAGUUCUGACCCCCUGUGUACACUUGUUGGUUGCACCAGUCAAUUUCGCGGCCAACAAUGACGAGUCAUUAGACACUAGGCAACGUAUAGCCUUAUGGCUUGUGUUGAAGUGGUGUUAUCUACUCGUCUAAUUAGUGUGGGCACUGUUGAUAUCAGGGCUCCACUGUUUAGUUAACUAGUACAAAAGUUUGUGGAAUAUAAUGGACCAUUGUUAUAAUAUGGUCUUUUUUGUACGCAAAGUUAUAGCAAAGUUUAUUUUUGAUACAUUGUUGGAGCAGUUUUUUGUUACUUUUUUUUAAAAGAAGGAAAAUAUUAUAAUGUAGCAUGGAAAAUGCUAUAUAUAUAAAAAAAAAGCCUUGUCAGCACUCUCCACAAACCACCUCUCUUCAGGUCAGUAAAUCCUAGACUGCCACAUUGGGAGACUUGUCAUGUUUUCAAGUCAACAUUUUCUGCUACUCCAUAAAGGUGGACACCAUACCACAAAUCGACAAGGAAGUUUGAAGAAAUUAUUACAGGGGAUCAAAAUUCCGAACUCGCAAAACAAAACAAUGUAUGCAAAACAGGAAAUGAUGUAUACUCUAUGAAAUGCCCACUGAUUUUGUAGUACCACGAACAUUGAAAUACUUCACUCAGGUGACUUUAGAAGCUGAUUGGUGCAGCACAGGCAUGCCGUGUGCUGCAUCCGUGACUGGGGUGGUGGCCUGGGACACACCCCACCUCCACUCCACCUGUGCUACCUCACUCCUAUGCCAACCUUCACUCCUGUAGCACCAAAGCAAUUCCUCAUUUGGAUCUUUAUGCCAGAUUCCUUUCCAUUGUUUUGUAUUGUGCAAAUCUCUUAUUAAAAAAGCACCGUGAAAUACUAAUCAGUUGCAUUUUAUUAAGGGGAAUGGUUGCAAUGUUUGCCUUUAUAAGUAUGAGAUAUGUUCAGCAUAUAAAAUGUUUGAUUAAUAUAUAAAAUGAUAUGAAUUGGGUCACUGUUUAUCCUGUUGAAUAAAACAAAUCCAUUAAAUUUUUCCUAAAAGUAGUAUUGGCUGUUCAUGUUGCAUACCUCUUAUGGGUGUUUACAUGAGUGUUAUUGGCUAUUGCUGUACCUAAUUUUCAUUUAAUCAUUGAGGACUUGCUAGGAUGCUAUGAGGGCUGAAACCUGCUGCCAUUUGCCCCAUUUCCAAGUAUAGAAGUGUUAAGGGUAUAGUUAAAGGAAACUCAUGUGAUAUUGGUUAGUUAUAUUGUGAAUUCACUGGUAUCCCAGCAUUUUUGGUGACUGCUUAAUUUUUUGCUAGAGCAUACCAUUCAGACCUUAGUUACCUCUCAUUGACCAAUUAGCAGUUACACCUGGUGGUGUAUCUUGGCUCUUUGCAGCCAUUCGAAAGACUGGGUUGUCAGAACCACAAUUACACAUGUUUUAAGUUGUCAACACCAUGCCCUUUUCUCUUCUGUGCCUUCAUUGUUGGGCAGUAAAGAGGCCAUGAUUCUAAAACGUAAUUUGAAAUCAGCUGAGAUUUUCUACAUAGAUUGGCUUUGAAAUGUGAUUGGCUGUUAAUUGUAAACAUUGUUAGGUCUAAUUAUCGGUUUACUACUUUCCUCCACAAUGCUGGUUUUAAGCUAUGUUAGGUUUCAGGCCAAAGCCUCUGCAGAUACAUGUUGGUUGUAGGUGCGUUCCAUGUAGACGUUCUGAUUAUGGUUAUGAAAAAAUUCUAUUCUACCUGUAUUCCCACUGGACUAUAUGAUAUGAUUGGUGAUUGAUAUUUAAUAUCGUAUUAGUAAAAGUCACUUACUAAUUGCGAAAGGAAAUUGAUGUAACUUUAAAGUACUACAGUAUAUCACAUCAAAAUCGCCAAUGGUACCACAUUUGUCAUUGGUUAUGAACAGCACUUGGUUUUUACGCUAGUGUAUGUGACAGUUUUCUCUGGAUAAUCUUCCAGAUAACAGGUUUUGAGCCUUAUUUUGCCUGGAUACUAGUAGAAAAAUAUGGCAAAAAUGAAAGCUUCUUAUACUGGUCUGGGAGUUUGGAAAUUAUUACCCCACAAUCACUUUCACACUAAAAGCACACUUUAAAUCUUCCUUAUACAGUAUAUCCAAAUUGACCCUUUCAUAUAUUUAUUUUCUUCAAGUAUUCAGACAAAGGGCUCCUUCAUAGUACUCUUCAAGUUUGUUUAGCUGUUAUGUUUAGAUUAUGUAUUGAGGACUUCUUACCUAUCAUGGUUCACUUGGAAUUAGUUAUGCAGCACUUGAAGACUUCCGGGUGGAAAGAAAGAAAGCUCUUUUUUUUCUCUCUCUUUUUGUGAAGGAUAAGAACCCUGCUUUAUAUUAUAUAUUUUAUUGAGUGCUCAGUGCUUACUUGCUUUUCCACAUAGUACACCAAACGUUUCCUAUUUCAAAAUCUUAACUUCUUUUUGCUUCCCCUUCUUAAUUUUAUAUAUUUUUUCAGUCUGUUUCUCCUUUUGCUUUCUUGUAUUAUAUUUAUUUUGUUGAUUCUUUUUGAAUAUAGGGGCAAAGGAUACAUUACCUCUUUUUUCUCCAGUUUUCUUUCCACUCGCUGGCAUGGGAAGAUGUCGUCACUGCAGCCCUUGCAUAGAGCUGCUUUUGCGAUGCCUCCUUUUGUGGGCGGCAUUCACAAGUGACGAAGGUGUAGGUGUGACUGGGAUUCCUGUAAUAUAAUGAGAGCUAUGUUUGUCCUAGCCAAUCUUCACCCCACCACUUGUCAGUGCCAUGCUGAGGGUUCCAUUGUUCCAAGGUAUCCCUAUAUGGCCCAUAAAUAUAUCAAGCAUCAUUUUCUCCUAUUUGGUUUCAAGAUACAAGGCUAUUGUUAUAAAUGAUUUAAAUCAUUAUCAGAUGAAUUAUUGUCUCUAUUAUAGUUUUUAAAUGAUUUGAGUGUUACCACUUGAACAUAUCUUGUUCUUGAAACCAAAUAGAAGUUAGAGUGCUUUUUGAUUUUUUGAAAGUUACAUAUGUAUUGCCUGGUGGCCAUGUAGUCCAGACUGUUGCUGUUUGGCCAUUUGUUAUUGGCAACAUUGGAUGGUGGCAUUCAGGUGGGUAGCUGUAACUCUGGGUUGCUGUGGCUUGUGCCUCAAGAUAGGGCAUGCAUAACUUACCCAUCCCGUUUUCCACGGUGCCUCUAACUUUUCUCCUAACCCCUUCUCAACCUCCUAAAAGUCCAAUAGUCAUUUGGUCCUGGGUUGAUCAGUGUUCUAUUCAUGCUGGCCACAUCUCAUUGGAAACAAUACUAGCUUUGUUCUGGAGGAUGCCUCAGUACAACAGGUUUGGCUCACGUGCCCGGUCUGUAUCCCCUCCUAACCCAGCGGUGCUCCCACAUCAGUGUACAAAGCAUCAAUUUCGCCGCCUCUGCACCUCCCACCGUGUGCCUCGCACCGCUGUUGCUGUUGAAGGGGGACUCACCUCAGCCAAGUCACUACUUAAAUCUUAAGCCAACCUGGAGGGGCAUCCUUCCACAUUUUGCCUCUGCCGUAACCAGUCAGUCUGCCUGAAGCUGAGCUUAAAUACCAGAUUUUGGGCCUGGCACUACCAUCACCACUACAAUUACCUCUGUCCACCACCACCACAACUACUCCACAACUAUCACAUUUGGGUACCAGCCACUGCUUUUCCUCUACUGGUUCAAGUAAUAAACAAUUUCAGGUUAAAAAAA
Cherax quadricarinatus is the source of this 6218-nucleotide messenger RNA. It is a transcript of the gene Imp, whose product is annotated as IGF-II mRNA-binding protein. Gene Ontology annotation, biological process: nervous system development; regulation of gene expression. The record is from RefSeq and is a predicted model, not a curated record. NCBI's taxonomy places the organism in Eukaryota, Metazoa, Arthropoda, Malacostraca, Decapoda, Parastacidae. Gene Ontology annotation, molecular function: mRNA 3'-UTR binding. Gene Ontology annotation, cellular component: cytoplasm; nucleus; cytosol.